Messenger RNA from Rubroshorea leprosula, 3914 nucleotides. The record is from the annotation of a GenBank genome assembly. NCBI's taxonomy places the organism in Eukaryota, Viridiplantae, Streptophyta, Magnoliopsida, Malvales, Dipterocarpaceae.
GCGUUAUGUAUCUUCCUUAAGGCUCUUUCUUCUCCAGUCUAGUCUAGGUCAAAUUUCCAGUUCUCAGGGACACUCUCUGUGAGUUUUGGGACCUAAUUCGCCUGUAAUUCAAACCCUAGCCCAUGGACGACGCUCCGCUAGCCUCAGAAACCCCCGUUGGCCGCCCGAAAAGAUCUAGGGCUCAAGCUCGGGCUGGUGGAGAUGAACCUAGCAAGGGAACUGGUAAUAGUGACGAGAACCAAGGAAGAAUCAGUGAUGCGAGUGAUGGGAGCCCGAAUCAGGUGGAGCGGGAAGGGUCGCCGGAUGAUUUUGAAGAAAUUCGUCCCAAAGCUAAGCGAAAUAAAGCUUCUGAAGGUGCUUCGGGUGCUGCAUACAAGUCUGAUGCAAGCUUGAUUGAGGUCAUCAGAGGUGGUGGCAAAUAUAUUGCUCAAUCUGUCAAGCAUUGGGUUGAGCGAUAUGAAAAGGAUCCAAAACCUGCAACGGUUGAACUCUUAUCAAUGCUGUUUGAGGCAUGUGGGGCUAAAUUUUACAUCAAGGAAGAGUAUCUGGAUGAGACUGAUGUUGAUGAUGUUGUGGUUGCACUUGUCAACCUUGCUAAAAAUGGCCAUAUUGAAGAUAAUCUAAGUUCAAAAAAGAAGGAAUUCAAGAAUUUCAAGGAGAAUCUUCUUUCAUUCUGGGACAAUUUGGUUAAUGAGUGCCAAAAUGGGCCAUUGUUCGAGAAGUGCAUGGACUAUAUAAUUGCACUUUCGUGCACUCCUCCAAGAGUAUACCGUCAAGUUGCUUCGCUGAUGGGUCUCCAACUUGUCACUUCAUUCAUUUCUGUGGCAAAGAUGCUUGCUGUGCAGCGAGAUACUAGUCAGAGACAGUUAAAUGCUGAAAAGAAGAAAAGAACCGAGGGGCCUCGCUUGGAGUCACUGAAUAACAGGUUAUCAAUGACACAUGACAAGAUUAUUGCAAUAGAGGAGAUGAUGCGCAAAAUAUUUACUGGGUUGUUUGUGCAUCGUUAUCGAGACAUCGAUCCUACCAUCCGGAUGACAUGCAUACAGUCACUUGGUGUUUGGAUUUUGUCAUACCCUACUUUGUUCUUACAGGAUCUAUACUUAAAGUAUCUUGGAUGGACGCUAAAUGACAAGAAUGCUGGUGUGAGAAAAGCUUCUGUUCUUGCAUUGCAAAAUCUCUAUGAGGUGGAUAGUAAUGUGCCAACUCUUGGUCUAUUUACUGAAAGAUUUUCAAGCCGGAUGAUUGAGCUUGCUGAUGAUAUUGAUGUUUCUGUUGCUGUGUCUGCAAUAGGGCUUGUGAAACAAUUACUUAGACAUCAGCUUCUGCCUGAUGAGGACAUGGGUCCCUUGUAUGAUCUACUUAUUGAUGAUCCGCCUGAAAUCAGGCAUGCCAUUGGAGAAUUAGUAUAUGAUCACUUGAUUGCUCAAAAAUUUAACAGCUCCCAAUCUGGCACAAAAGGCAAUGGCAGUGAGGUCCAUCUUGGCAGAAUGUUGCAGAUACUACGGGAGUUUUCAACAGAUCCAAUUUUAAGUGUCUAUGUUAUUGAUGAUGUCUGGGAAUACAUGAAGGCCAUGAAGGAUUGGAAGUGUAUCAUCUCCAUGCUUCUGGAUCAGAAUCCAUUGAUUGAGCUAACUGAUGAUGAUGCAACCAACUUGAUUAGACUUCUUUUUGCAUCUGUUAGAAAGGCUGUUGGGGAGAGGAUUGUUCCUGCUUCAGACAAUCGAAAGCAGUAUUACACGAAAGCUCAAAAGGAAAUAUUUGAAAACAACCGUCGAGAUGUAACUGUUGCCAUGAUGAAGAAUUAUCCAUUGCUUCUGCAAAAAUUCAUGGCUGACAAGGCAAAAGUUCCAUCUUUAGUUGAGAUUAUUCAGCAUAUGAACCUUGAGCUGUAUUCUCUGAAGAGGCAAGACCAGAAUUUCAAAGCUGUUCUUCAGCUCAUCAAAGAUGCAUUUUUUAAACAUGGUGAGAAGGAUGCACUGAGGUCUUGUGUGAAGGCUAUAAAGUUCUGUUCUGCUGAAAGUCGGGGAGAGUUACAAGAUUUUGCUCGCAGUCAAUUGAAGGAUCUUGAAGAUGAGCUUAUUACUAAGCUUAAAUCUGCAAUUAAAGAAGUAAUGAAUGGUGAGGAUGAGUAUUCUCUUCUUGUAAAUUUAAAAAGGUUAUAUGAGCUUCAAUUGUCAAGGCCUGUAUCUAUUGAAAGCUUAUAUGUCGAUAUUGUCUCCAUUCUGCAUAGCCUCAGAAACUUGGAUGAUGAGGUUGUCAGUUUUUUGCUUUUAAAUAUGUACUUGCAUGUAGCCUGGUCUCUUCAUUCUAUUAUAAACAGUGAAACUGUAACGGAAACAUCCUUAUCUUCUCUUUUGUCAAAACGUGAUACCUUGUUGGGGGAACUCAAGUACUUCCUUAACACCCUGCCUGAAGUUGGAGAAGGGAGUAAAACUGGAAAUCAGUUGGCUUGCAGAGUUUGUACUAUACUAGCAGAUCUCUGGUGUUUGUUUAGAAUAACAAACUUUUCUUCAACAAAGCUUGAAAGAUUAGGAUACUGUCCAGAUUCCUCUGUUCUUCAAAAGUUCUGGGUACUUUGUGAACAGCAGCUCAAUAUUUCAGAUGAGACAGAAGAUGAUGAAAUAAACAAAGAGUAUGUAGAGGAGACAAAUAGAGAUGCUGUCAUGAUUGCUGCUGCAAAGUUGAUUGCUAAUGAUACGGUUCCUAAGGAGUAUCUUGCUCCAGAAAUUAUUUCCCAUUUUGUGAUGCAUGGAACUAGUGUGGCAGAGAUCAUUAAGCAUCUUAUCACGGUUCUAAAGAAGAAAGAUGACGGUGUCUCUGAAAUUUUUCUAGAAGCAUUGAAAAGGGCUUACCAUCGUUAUCUUGUGCAAGACUCCACAAAUGAUGAGGAAUCAUUUAAAGGCAAGUCAUUUCAGGAAUGUAAGGAUCUGGCUGCUAGGCUUUCUGGAAUGUUUGUGGGUGCUGCUCGGAACAAGCACAGACCAGAUAUUUUAAAGAUUGUCAAGGAAGGAAUUGAAUAUGCUUUUGUUGAUCCUCCUAAACAGCUGUCUUUCCUGGAAACUGCAGUGGUACAAUUUGCAUCAAAACUUCCUUCAACUGAUGUCCGGGACAUUCUGAUGGAUGUACAGAAGCGGACAGAGAAUGUGAACACAGAUGAAGACCCAAGUGGGUGGCGCCCAUAUUUGACCUUUUAUGAUAGUUUGCAAGAAAAGUAUGCAAGGAAUGAAGGUUUGCAAGAUGAGAAAGAAGGAACCGCUGUGAGACGCAGGGGUCGUCCAAGAAAGCGGCGUAAUAUUGAAGGGAAGAGACUCUUUGAUGAGCAAAGUUCAAGUGAAGAGGAUUCAAUCAGCGGAUCAGACCAUGAAGAUGCUCAAGGUGAAGCAGAUAAACAAGAUGAGGAUGACGAUGAAGAGGCUCCUUUGAUACAUUCACUCAAGUCGGCAAAGUUGAGGUCAUUGAGAGCUGCAAGAGGACAAACCCAGAUGGGAGUUUCUGGAAGGGCAACAGAUACUUUGGCUGCUUCUAGAACAUCAGGGGCACGGGCAUUCAGUUAGUGAAAAUUGACAUUACUUCGGCUUCUUGUACACAUUGUCAACAGAUAAUGUAGGAUGUAGCAGAGUAGCAUAGUCUCCAUCGAUUUCCCUCACUGGUUCUGAGUUUCCUUGUAACAUGUCUCGCUAUUUAACCAAAGUUUGUGAUGGCCUCACAUUCCUAGUGCUCAUAUUACAGUCAGUUGUAUGAUAAGUUUUUAUCAACACUUAGCAUGUUGUAUACGAUAGAUAUUCUAGAUCAGAGAAAGCUUUAUUCUUGUAGAGCUCCCAACUGUCUUGGUUUGAAUGGUAAGCAGAACAUAUUUUCUCAGGAUGUUCACGUGAAUUCCUUCACAUGUCUCUCACUAGUUGAAAACAUACAUU